GCCCUCCUCGGGGCGGCUCCGGGGGUGGGGGCAGCGAGGACUUAGUUCCAAACUAAGCCCAGCCAGACCCCGAGUGUCCGGAGGCGUAGCGAGCUGCGCGGGUCAGCCGGCCGCCAGGUACAGGAGGCUGAGAUCCUCUCAAUCUUGAGCAACCAUGUCAAACCCCAGUGCUCCACCUCCAUAUGAAGACCGAAACCCCCUUUAUCCUCCUCCUCCAGCAGGAGGAUACCCUGGGGGUUACCCAGCCUACCCCCAGCCUGGGUAUGGACACCCAGCUGGCUAUCCUCAGCCGAUGCCCCCCAUCCAUCCAAUGCCCAUGAAUUUUGGCAGAUCUGAAAUCUAUGGCGCGGGAGAACCCGCAGCAAGUGACAGCUUUGGGACUGGAGACUGGGAGGACAAGAAGGUCCGACACCGCUUCAUCCAGAAGGUUUACGCCAUCAUCUCAUUACAGUUGCUCAUCACCGUGGCCAUCAUUGCUAUAUUCACUUUUUCGGAUCCUGUUCGCAGUUUUGUGAGGAGGAAUGUGGCUGUCUACUAUGCUUCCUACGCUGUUUUCCUGGCCACAUACCUGACCCUUGUCUGCUGCCAGGGACCCAGGCGCCGCUUCCCAUGGAACAUCAUCUUGUUGACCAUCUUUACCCUAGCAAUGAGUUUCAUGACUGGCUGCAUAGCCAGUAUGUAUAGCACGAAAGCAGUCCUCUUGGCCAUGAUUAUCACUGCCAUUGUCACCAUUGCCGUCACCAUAUUCUGCUUCCAGACCAAGGUGGACUUCACAUCUUGUGCCGGACUCUUCUGUGUGCUUGGGAUUGUGUUGACUGUGACUGGGAUUAUCACUGCUAUUGUGCUGGCUUUCAAAUAUAUAUACUGGCUCCACAUGCUGUAUGCGGCGCUCGGGGCUAUUGCUUUUACUCUGUUUUUGGCCUAUGACACACAACUGGUCUUGGGAAACAGGAAGCACACCAUCAGCCCAGAGGAAUACAUCACAGGUGCCCUGCAAAUCUACACGGACAUCGUCUACAUCUUCACCUUUGUGCUGCAGCUUCUGGGGGAUCACAACUAAGGGGCCCCCCUUCCUCCCCAGCUCCUUUCCUUUCUCUUUCUGGGCUGGCCCGGCAUUGCCACGCCCCCUUUCUCUCCCUAACUCCCCCAGGAAAGGUUUCACUUUGGCUGGUGAGAUCUGGGGGAGCGGUCUUGUUUGGAGCUCGUCUGUGGGAGGAACUCGCCACACAGGGGAAGUCAGGGAGUGACUUCUUACUUGUCCAAGGCUGGGUCCAGGAUUUCUUCUGUCGUGACUGCCCUUGUCGGGGAUCUGUGACGAGGACAUUUAGUCUCGAUAUCUAAAGGGAAACGAGAUGUGCGGAUGAUUGUGAGGGCCGGUGAUGAGCCUUCUCUUCGGGGGAUUCCCUACUUAGCUGCUGCCUCUUAACACCCUUCCUCCUUGGCAUCCUCUCCAGCGUCUGCUCUCUGUCUUGCACAAAGCUCCAAAUCCUGUCUUCUCAGUCCUCCCCUUCCCGCUCACCCUUUUGUACAGACAUGACCCGGUGAUGUGUAUAUAUGGUUUAUUGGGGGUCAGGCACAAUAUAUGCCAGUGCCCAGCCCUUGCCCUGACCUCGGCCCACAGCCAGAGGGCAAACCUCGGUCUCCACCCCUCUCCAUCUGGCUUUUUCCCACCAUCCCCAGCCUGGACUUGUUCCAGAUGGGGACUGGCCAGUGGCAGCGGGAUGAGUCUCUCUGAUUUUCCUUCCUGGCCUCCUAGACUUACAGCGAAGGGAUGUGUAGGAAUAGGCCGAUAGGAGAGGGGGCCAUCCCUCCCCCCCACUUUUGAAAUCUCAUUGGGGUUCUUGAAGUGGAGCCAGCAGGGAUACAGAGCUGGGACUGGAAGAAGCUCUGCAAUACAUUCUCUGGGUUUCAUGUCUCUGCUGCUACUUAACCCAGUUUUUACCCAGAGCAUCCCAGGAGUUUUUGCCUUAGGCCUCUUCUCACAGAAUUUUAACCUAGACUUUUCUAGAGUCAGUCCUCUGUUGCACAGAUGAAAGAACUGAGGUCCAGAAGCAAAACGGCUUGCCCCAGGUCUCACAAGAGUGGCAGAGCUACUGCUAGAACCUGGGUGUUUUUCAUCCCAACCUUCAGUUCUGGGGUGCUUGUUGGGAUAUUGCUCCCCUUACUAUUCCCCCCAUCAGGACCUCCCUUCCCUGCUCUAGGAGCAGGAAGCUACAGGCUAAGCUUUUAACACCAAGUGCCUUAUGAAGGAGGCAGGGACUCAAGGAACAGUGUUCUUGACUUCGGCCGGCGCAGGGGUCAAAAAAGGGCUUCUGUAUGCAACCUUUCUGGAGUUUUGAGCACCACACAGAGUUAUAAUGGAAAAUAUAAUAAAAUACUAUGUUAGA
Molecule: messenger RNA, 2387 nt
Organism: Sarcophilus harrisii (Tasmanian devil)
Lineage: Eukaryota; Metazoa; Chordata; Mammalia; Dasyuromorphia; Dasyuridae
Gene: TMBIM1
Product: transmembrane BAX inhibitor motif containing 1
Exons: 12
Coding region: 155-1060 (301 amino acids)
Biological process (GO): negative regulation of apoptotic signaling pathway
Cellular component (GO): membrane; Golgi apparatus; endoplasmic reticulum
Source: RefSeq, a predicted model, not a curated record